Molecule: messenger RNA, 774 nt
Organism: Sclerotinia borealis F-4128
Lineage: Eukaryota; Fungi; Ascomycota; Leotiomycetes; Helotiales; Sclerotiniaceae
Source: the annotation of a GenBank genome assembly
AUGCGCCUCUCCCAGGCUUUGGUCCUUGUAGCCUUUGCUCCAUUCGCAUUUUCAUACCCAAAGUUUACAGUUCCGGCAGCCGCAGCGGUGAAAUCGGCCGGAACUGCAUUCACUGUUACUUGGGCAGACAAUGGAGAUGCACCAUCGGUAGCUGAUAUAGCAACCUAUUCACUUGAUGUCUGCGCAGGAUCUACAUCUGGUGCGGAUCUCGAAGUGGUGGUUGCAGUAUCAGCUGGCACUGCCUUGACAAGUCUCACGACGACUGUCACUGUCCCGGCGACAAAGGGAGGUUCGGUCACCAAUGCAUACUUCAUGAGAAUGAUAGCGACAGCCACUGCUGGAGGGACCGUCACAGUUUACUCGAAUAGAUUUUCAAUUAGUGGUAUGACGGGGACAUUUGCAACCACAUAUACAAUUACUGGCACCGCUGGUCCAGCCACAGUCAAUACCGUGGCAGAUACCGCUGCCGUAUCAUCAUCAGCAGCAUCGUCUGGUGAUGGCAUUUAUGCAAUUCCAUAUCAAUCACAGACUGGUCUUACCAAAUAUGCCCCAAUGGGUGUAAUGCCUGGUACCACUAUAACGGCCACCGAUACAGCACCUCAAUACCCAACGUCGUCUGUUCCUCUGGCAACCGCAUAUUUGAGCUCGGCAACCAUUGAUACAACUUUGACUCAAGCUCAAACAGCUUCCUUUGCGAGUCAUGCUAAUACGGGUGCUCCUGCAUCGAUGCCCACAGAUGAUAUGGCAAAGUUCUUGGCUAGAUGGAAAGAUUGA